AUGGGGAUCUCAGACGAAGAAUGUACCGUCUGUGGGUGGGCUGGAGCCCAUGAAAUCGCAUUUGCCGACUGGGUGAAAAAUGCUUCUUCACUAAAAAAAAUAAAACUAUGCGUUAAUGGACCCGUUAACUUUACAUUUGUGUCUCUUUUGUUGCCUCACCCCAUUUUCACUCAGGAGGACCGCAAGCUGAUAAAGGACCGCCCGGCAGAGGCUUCAGUCUUCUCGUUCGUCCAGAUUCUGACUGCUGUGUUUGGAUCUUUUGCGCAUGGCGGUAAUGAUGUAAGCAAUGCCAUUGGCCCAUUGAUUGGACUUUGGCUAGUCGGCCGGACCCAGGAGGUAGUCACCGAAGCUGCCGUUCCCAUAUGGAUUCUGCUCUUCGGCGGUUUGGGCAUCACUAUCGGCCUCUGGGUGUGGGGACGACGAGUCAUUCAGACGAUGGGAGAAGAUCUGACCACAAUUACACCAUCCAGGUAG
Molecule: messenger RNA, 474 nt
Organism: Protopolystoma xenopodis
Lineage: Eukaryota; Metazoa; Platyhelminthes; Monogenea; Polystomatidea; Polystomatidae
Source: the annotation of a GenBank genome assembly